GUCACCUGCGCAGAUGCUCGCGCGCUGCUCGGUCGUGCUCGAGCCUUUCAGAUGCUCGCCGGCGUUUUUCACAUCCGCCUCCAUUUUAACAGUAAACCGACGGAUUAUGAAGAAAUCCCACCUGGAUCAGAGUUAAAUCCGGAUCAUCUUAGAUUUGCAGCGUUAUUUAUUUCCCCUCUCUCUAUCGUUCGUCAGCGGCGUUGGACAAGAGAGACGCUUUUGUUUCCCGGAGGACAGAAAGAACACGAAGUGAUGCAGCGCCGAUUUAAACCAGCAAACAACACCAUGACUGCUGUAGUAUAACACCCUCCAAAAAAGAACAAGAAAAUGUGCACAAUAACGCUAUUGAAAUGACCAAAAUGAAAUGAAAAAUUCAAACGAAAAACGAUAUUCAAUAUUCGUACAACGUCGUUCGGGCGCGAGCGUCACAUCGUAGUGAAGUUACCGACUGAACGGAAGCGCGUGAGCAGGAAGCAAGUUGGCACAAUCGAGCUACUGCAACUGAGAAUUACACACCAAGAAAGAUCAUUAACACAUUGGAACACACACAUAGCUGUCCACCCACCGACACACACACACACACACACACACACACACACACACACAUACACAGAUGGCACUAGAAAACUCCACAUUUUCUUCUCGGCCAGAGUCCCUCUCUCUGCCGGUCCCAGAGGAGAAAGGGGAGGUACCUGCUGAGGAGACCAAAGAAGAUGCUCCUGCCACUGGAGUAUUCAACAUAUCAGAUGAACUCGGGCAUGUGGUAACCACAGAGACAUCAUCUUCCCCACAAGUGCCCUCUAAUAACAACCUGUCAUUUCAAGACAAGUUGGCUGCCCGGGAAUUACAAGCCAAUCAGCACCGAAAAAAGAUACAAGUGACAGGGCAGGAGAGGGGAAGGUUUGGUUGGGCACGCAGUAAGCGCAAGAGGCAACGAUACGUUGAGAAAAAUGGCCGCUGUAAUGUACAGCAUGGCAACAUGCGCGAAACGUACCGCUACUUGACAGACAUCUUUACCACUCUGGUGGAUCUGAACUGGCGUUGCUCACUAUUUGUUUUUGUCAUGGCCUAUGCUGUUACCUGGCUUUUUUUUGGUGCUAUAUGGUACCUCAUUGCAUACUGCAGGGGAGAUCUGGAUCAUUUGGAGGACGAUACAUGGACUCCAUGCGUGAAUAACGUUAAUGGGUUUAUCUCCGCUUUCCUCUUCUCCAUCGAGACAGAGACCACCAUUGGAUAUGGUCAUCGUGUCAUCACCGAUCAGUGUCCUGUGGGCACCAUGCUUCUGCUUUUGCAAGCCAUACUAGGCUCAAUGGUCAAUGCUUUUAUGGUUGGCUGUAUGUUUGUGAAGAUCUCUCAGCCAAACAAGCGGGCAGAAACGCUGGUGUUCUCCAAGAACGCAGUCAUCUCUCUACGGGACGAUAAGCUGUGUCUGAUGUUUCGAGUCGGCGAUCUGAGGUCCUCACACAUCGUGGGAGCCAACAUGAGAGCAAAACUUAUUAAAUCUAAACAGACCCAAGAGGGUGAAUUUAUCCCCCUGGAUCAGACAGAUAUCAGUGUGGGCUUUGAGACAGGGGACGACCGCUUGUUCCUGGUGUCUCCCUUAGUCAUUUCUCAUGAGAUCGACUCACGCUCGCCAUUCUGGGAAAUGUCACAGUCACAGCUGGAAAAGGAAGACUUUGAAAUUGUUGUUAUUUUAGAGGGCAUGGUGGAAGCUACAGGUAUGACAUGCCAAGCACGGAGCUCCUAUUUGGGCGAGGAGGUGAUGUGGGGUCACAGGUUCAGCCCGAUGAUGUGCCUGGCUGAAGGAUUCUUUGACGUGGACUAUGGAGCAUUUCAUCAUACAUUUGAGGUAGACACUCCUUCGUGUUCUGCUCGGGAGCUGGCGUUAGCUGCUGCUCGUCUGGAAGCACACCUUUAUUGGUCUAUUUCCAGCCGGCUGGAUGAAGAGAAGUGGGAGGGGCCUAACCUGACAGAGCAGUCAAAAACCCAUGCUGAUUCCGAAACUGUCAGUGGAAAAGAAGGAGGCGGACCAACGUUCAUUGUUGGUGGAGUUACAGAUACCCAGGAACAGCCAGUUGUAGGGGAACAGAACGGAAGUGUCACUACAGACCAAUCAGAAACUGAGGCCUAAGGCAAAUUAAGCAAGAACGCAGGUAUUUUUAGGUUAGGUUAGAAACUUAUCAUUAUAUUUGAUUUGAUUGUGACACAAUCCAUGCCUUCUAUUUCUUCUUCUUCUUCUUCUUUUUCUUCUUCUUCAAAUCUUAACCAAUUAGCCUCAAAUGUAUAGCAUAGAAUACCUUUCCCCAACGGGGAAAUUUUAGUCACUCGGUUUAUUAGUAUUCAAAGCAGACAUCUAAAACUGUCCUGCUUUAAAUUCAGGCACUGAGUUUUCACAGCUGACCUCAGAUUUCCUGAGACAAAAAAUGACAUUCACAAAAAUUACACAGGGUAUGUUUGCUUUCAUGAUAUAUAAUCGGUCAGAUUUGUUUGUAUAUUGAAGAUACGCUAACUAUAUUACAGUUGAUGGAAAUGCCAUGUAACUAGUUGCUUCAUUAUAAUCCCUCGGGUUCUCUUCCUCAGCAUUUAACGGGAUUUAUUUUUGUUUAUUGGUAUUUAUAUCUGUUAUUCACAACACUUUAUUAAAUGCAUGAACUGGAACUAAUGGGCAUAUGAAAUGUCCCUUUUGGUUAAAACCAUAAAUCGUACAGAAUCGGUGUCCAUUAUUUUAAAAGUCACAGUCGGCCUUACAAAAAUACCUUGCACAGAUUUGAAGUUUUUCUUUAAUUUAACAGGAAUUUGUUACUUAACUAUUCUCUAGACUCUUCUUAAAUACUGUACAUAUGUUCCAGGGAUGAUGCAUCCUAAACAUUUCCCAGUAAGUACUAAACUAGGGUCAGAGAUUCAUGACUUAAAAGAAUAGUCUAAUCAAAAAAUGGUAGCAGAGCUCUAUGAAAAAAGCUAGUAGCCAUCAAUUGGCACGUCGCCACACGCAUCAUGUUAAUUAAUGGCUACUGGCUUGCAUUUAUACUAAGCUAUGUCAGCAUUUUUGCUCCUACUAUUCAUUUCAUGGCUGCACUUUCGUCUUCAGAGCUGCCAAUAAAUUUAUGAUGAAUUGCAUUGGUGAGUGCAGGCUACUCUGAUGGAACAUAUUCUGCUAAUAUUCUCGUCCAGUCUAUUCCUGGAAGCUGCCCAGAACCAAAGCAUGUCUAAUGCACAGUUUAAUUAUUCCUGUAAUGUCCUAUGGGAGGGAAACCUGGUGGUGCCUUUUCUGAUGUUUCUGGACCUUAAAUGAAAUUAGACCUCUGUGCAAUACUAUUAUAUAGCCAUAAAAUAUACCAUUCAUGAUAUAUAUCAGCAUUAAGACAGUCACAGUACAAAGGGUUGGGGGUAUGGCGAGAAAAUCUGUCAUAUUCAUUUAGAUAAAUAUGUUCUAUUGCUCAGUAACAUAUAGUAUAGAUGCAAGGAAAUUGAUGGGUAGACCACCUACAUUCUGAUGAUAUCUAAAUGGUAUCAUUCUGGUAUCUAUCUAGAUUGAGAGAAGACCUAUUACCUGAGAUGAAUGUCAUAUUUAGGCUGGCUGUUUUAAAGUUUAUCCUCUGUCAUAUUCUGGUUUGAGCACAUGUAGUAAGGGGUUUAUACUGAAAUCAGGUAAUUGUUAUUCAGAAUUGUCUACGUGCUUAAAUAGUACUCAGCAGCAAUGACAUUUGGCAAACAAAGCAUAGUUUGUCAAAGACCAGGAGCUUGAAGAUGACAUAAUCUUAACUGGGAAGUAAAGUAGUAAGUGAAAUAGCAAAUUAACAGCACAAAAAAGUAUACCUGACAAUCAGCCUUAAUAUACUCACUAUAUAUUAGGCUAGUGUUCGAUGUUUUAAACUUUGCCUUCAUGUGUUUUGUCAUAUUUGACUACAGUGAACUUUAAUUUGUCUGUUUCUAUAAUGCUACAAUAUGUUACAAUUAUUAUUUUCUCUGCUUAAAGGGGGAUUGUUUAAAAGGGGAGUCUUGUAGGUCUAAUGGGAAAAUCUGGCAACGUCAGAGAUACACAGGCCACUUCAGUAAUCAGAAUUCACUGCCCAGAAACGUAAACGUAAACACUUAUGCUAAGUUUCUUUGCAUAAAUAUCCAGAUUAUUACAAGUUCUCAAUGCAAAAUUUGGACCAGUUAUAAACAGUGACAUAUUGGUGGAUCUCUGCUAUUUUUUAUACCAUAUAAGGUAAGGUGUUAAUAUGGGCACAUCAUCUUCCGGCUUCAGAAUAUGUCGUCACAAUGUACAAUUCCUUGAUUUCUAACUUGUCAGGAAAUAUCAAACUGCCAGAUUAUCAAGCACCAGGAAAAAUCUUUCUCUGGGAAUAAAACUGUGCUGGAUUAAAUCAUGCUUUAAAAUUCCGUAAAAUACUUAUCAAACACUUGUAUUAAAGUCCAGUCUUAAAGGACAACACUUUGGUACUGGGUCUAUUUCAAGAGCUAGGGUUUCAGAAAAAAUAUGUAGUAGCAUUAGACCUGACAAAGUAACAGUUGUCUGGAAAAAUGGAAAGAUCCUCAUGGAUGUUGGUAGAAAAUAGACAGAGUCAAGAGGCAAGAGUCAUAGGACAUUAGACACAAAUUAAAUCUAACUGUAUGUUACACAUAUCAUAGCGAUCCUGUAUGAUAUUACUUGGUCAUUUGUUAUAUUUGUAAAACACUUUGCUGCUUGUAGCCAUUUUACAGUGCAUUAUGGGCAUAUGCACUGUUUCUUGAGGCACUGUGACCAUUUCGUUUAGACAGCAGACUGUCUUACUGUAUACAUGUAUACAUAUUAUAUUUAUCUAUAUAUACAGAUUUAGUUGAAUGAAAAAUGAAAAUUAAUACCAAUCAAGAAGUCUUGUUGUUGUACAUGUUAUAGCAAUCUGGACCUUUGGUAAUGUAGUGAGAACACUAACUAGACAGGGCCACUGUUAAGUGGUCUUCCUGCUACAAUGCACUGAUUUAAGUUAAUUAAAAACUAAAAAGAGGAGACUUGGAGCAUGGAAACACUAGGUGUUUUUGAGCAAAAUUUAUUUGGGUUUUAGGUGCUCUGAAAAAGAGUGAUUUAGAGAAAGUUGAAUAAGUAGAGUAGGAGCAUUUAAAACCGAGCGCAUUCAUUCUUCUAACGCAAGAUUAAUAAGCUGCUUUGUACGUUUUCUUUGGUAUGAGAUGUCCUUGACACUACUUUGGUAAUUCUUGAUUGUGCUUUUAAAAAGCACUGUUUGUUAAUUAGUUUGUUAUUGUCUACAAGGCAAUUGAAAUAGAAAAUCCUUUCUCCAUGACACUUCUCCAGUCCUUACUGUUAAAAUUAUGUAUGUUUGGCAAACAUGCAGCAUUAUGACGAUAAUCUAUAUUCAAAAAUGUUGAGGACCAGAAAGUCAACAGAAAAACAGUUCAGAAGUCACGGAUGCAAUGGGAUUAAUGCACGAUAAAAUUUUACAGUGCUACAAAGACACAGCAGGCUACAGUACAUAGACAAAUGAGUCAAAGAGUGACACAGAACAGGUGACCACUAUCAGGUAACAACCUGUUGAUAGUUGUGGCAUUUUUUUCCUCAUAAUGCCAAAACAAACUGAAAUUACUCUCUCUUUUGAUCGUAUAGAUAAAAGCAAUACAUCAGUCGAAUCUGUAAAGGGUCUACUUUUAUUUGUAUACACUCAUAAUAACACCAAAAUUCUGUGCUUUAAAAAAAUAAGGAAAACAGACAGGGCGCUCUCUGCUCUCUCUGUCUCUGUCAUCUCUCUUCACAGACACAUAAAUCCAAAAUAAAACAAACUAAAUCUCAGUGAAUACUUGCCUCACAGACAUAAAAAAUAUGAGUAGAAAGCUCAAAAUGUGGUGUAAUCCGUAAGUUAGAAGAGGUACAGUUUCUUUGGUAUCACCUCAUUAACCAUCCGUGUGGAAACCUAGCAAAGGUUCCGUUUGGUGUCUUAAUUUACAUAUCAGCUUAAUGAUUUAUGUACUUUAAAAACACCAUAAUAACUUAAGAAUAAUUUGUCUUUAUGCUCUAUGUUGAGUUUGGUUUUACUGACAAAAAACAUAAACAUAAACAUAACACUUGCAUAAAGCAUUCAUAUUUGUCCAUGCCCAUGUUGAUUAUAGUAUUAAAAACAU
Silurus meridionalis is the source of this 6114-nucleotide messenger RNA. It is a transcript of the gene kcnj9, whose product is annotated as potassium inwardly rectifying channel subfamily J member 9. Bases 614 to 2131 code for a protein of 505 amino acids. Gene Ontology annotation, biological process: regulation of monoatomic ion transmembrane transport; potassium ion import across plasma membrane. NCBI's taxonomy places the organism in Eukaryota, Metazoa, Chordata, Actinopteri, Siluriformes, Siluridae. The record is from RefSeq and is a predicted model, not a curated record. Gene Ontology annotation, cellular component: plasma membrane. The transcript has 8 exons. Gene Ontology annotation, molecular function: inward rectifier potassium channel activity.